AUGGCAGUACGUAAGAUAGAUGUCGAGACUGAAACGACUGAAGGAGAACAAGAUGUAAAUACACUCCCUGAACUGAGGCAAAUGCAAUCUCCUGUCGUUUCACCAGCAACUGAUGAUACCGAAUUUCAAGAUAUUCCAAUGGAAGAUGUACAAGAGAAUCAGGAUCCUACAAGUAGUAGUUCUGAUCAGAUGUCUCUCCCAUUGUCCAAAAUCAAGAAAAUAUUCAAGAUGGAUGCAGAAUACACUGGUGCGAGUCAAGGAGCAGUAUACACUGCAGGAAUAGCUACAGAGCUCUUUGUUCAGUAUUUAGUUGAACAAGCCAGUUUGCUAGCCAAAAUGGACAAACGGAAAAAGAUCCAGUACAAGGACUUUGCCAAUGCUGUAAGCAGUCACGAUGCUUUAAAUUUUCUCAGUGACACAGUGCCGCGAACACAUCCAAUUGGAGAAUUGGUGAAAAAGAAACAGGUGAAUUUGAUUGAGAAACCAAGUGCAAGUCGAAAAGUUGGCGAUAAUGUAACAGUGGCAAAUACUACAGCAAUUACUACCAACACAACUACUGCUACUAACUCCUUCUCCUCCUCCUCCUCUUCUUCCACAAAUGCCCUCAAGAAUGAUCCAGUCUUGCCUAAGGGCCAGCAAAUUUUAAACUUUCAGCCACAGGUAGAGGCGAAAGUUACCAAGAGGACUAAUGGUAUAAAUGAUUUGGCUUCGCUAUUGGAAAAAGAAGAGGAAAAAGAUGAAGUAGAAAAGGAAAAAGAAGUGUUGGAUAAAAAUCUGGAUACGUUGAAUUAA
Molecule: messenger RNA, 792 nt
Organism: Lodderomyces oxycetoniae
Lineage: Eukaryota; Fungi; Ascomycota; Pichiomycetes; Serinales; Debaryomycetaceae
Gene: HFL1
Product: DNA polymerase epsilon noncatalytic subunit
Exons: 1
Coding region: 1-792 (263 amino acids)
Biological process (GO): DNA-templated DNA replication
Cellular component (GO): CHRAC; nucleus
Molecular function (GO): protein heterodimerization activity
Source: RefSeq, a predicted model, not a curated record